AUGCAGAUGACGAUCAGGUUGAUAAAUGUUCAUGAUUUCUUGUUUUUUUAUGUUUCCGUGCUUUCGUUAUUUCUUUCUUUAUCACCUUUUCCUGUUUAUCUUUUUUAUUCCUUUUUCUUUCUUUCCUUUCCUUAUACGUUUUCUUUCUUUCUUUCUUUCUUUCUUUCUUUCGUUUUAUCUUCCUCUCUUCUUUUUUGGUACCUUUUUCUUUCUUUCUUCCAUUUUUAUUCCUUUUUUCUUUCAUUCAUUCUUUUUUCGGUCUUUCCUUUUUCUUUCUUUCUUUCUUUCUUUCUUUCCUUCUUUCUUUCUUUCAGUGUUUUACUUAAUCCAUGCCUCUUUCUUUCUUUUCUUUUAUUUUUUCUUCGAUUUUUCUUCCACUCUUUCUUUAUACCUUUUUCGUUACUUCCUUCCUUUCUUCAUUUCUUUCUUUAUACCUUUUUCUUUCUUUUUUCUUCGAUUUUUUUCUCCCCAUCUUUCUUUACUUUUUCUUUCUUUCCUUCUUCUUUCUUAAUGGCUUCUUCUUUCUCUCUUUUUCUUUCUAUUCUUCUUUCUUCUUUCUUUAUUGAUUUUCUUUCGUCGUUCGUUAUAUCUUCUUUCUUUCUUUCUUUCUUUCUUUCUUUCUUUCUUUCUUUAUCCCGUUUUAUUUUUUCUCUCUUUUUCUUUCUUCCUUUUUUCAACGUACCCACCAUUCUUUCUUUCUUUCUUUCUUUUUUCUUUCUUUUUUCUUAUUCAUAUUUCAAUUUUUUUAGAACGUACCCACCAUUCUUUCUUUCUUUCUUUCUUUCUUUCUUUCUUUCUUUCUUUCUUAUUUCAAUUUUAGAACGUACCCACCAUUCAUUCAUUCUUUCUUUCUUUCUUUCUUUCUUUCUUUCUUUCUUUCUUUUUCAUAAUUUUCAUUUAGAUUUCAAUUUUAGAACGUACCCACCAUUCAUUCUUUCUUUCUUUCUUUCUUUCUUUCUUUCUUUCUUUCUUUUUCUUUCUUUUUUUUUUCUUUUUAGAACGUAUAUAUUUUCUAUCUCAUUUUUUUUUCCAUUACUUUCUUUCUUUCCUUCUUUCUUAUUCACAUAUUUUCAUUUAGCUUUCCUUCUUUUUUUAUAUCGUUCCCACUUACUUUCUUUAUAUACAUAUAAUUUUUUCUUUUUCCUUUUUCCAGGAACUGCCGCUCGUCCGUUCCCCUUUUCUCUUUUUUUCUUCAGAAAUUUUGCUCUUGUCUUUCCUUCUUUUUCCUUUUCCUUUUUCCGUAUUUCUUUUUUACUCUCUAAUAUUUGUAAUGUUUGUUUCUUUCUUUCUAGUCAUCGGCUGAACGCGCCCAACUUCUUCCUUUCUUUCUUUCAUUUUUUCUUUCUUUCACACUUUCUUUCUUUCAUUAAUUCAUUCUUUCUUUCUUUCUUUCAACGUACCCAAUUUCUUUCUUUGUUUUCUUUCUUCCUUUUUUCUUUCAUACUUUCCUUCUUUCUUUCUUCCUUAGUCACAUAUUUUCAUUUAGUUUUCUCUCUUGAGUACGUACGCAAUAUCUUUCUUUCGUUCUUUCUGUUUUCUUUCUUUCCUUUUUUUCUUUAUUAUUCACAUAUUUCCAUUUAUUUUUUUUACUUGCUAGAAAGUGCGCAAUUUUUUUCUUUCUCUUUUCUUUCAUUUUUCUUUCAUACUUUGUUUUUUUUCUUUCUUUAUUUAAUUCUGUUUUUCUUUCUUAUUCCCAUAUUUUCAUUUAGUUUUCACUUUUUACAAUAUACCCACGGUCUUUCUUUUUUUCUCUCUCUCUUUCUUAUUCUCAUAUUUUCAUUAAGAAAAAAAGAAAGUGAACCCGUUCUAAAAAGAACGGGUUCACUUUCUUUCUUUCUUUCUUUUUUUCUUAUUCACAUAUAUCUAUUUAGCUUUCCUUUUUAUAACUUACUUUCUUUCUUUCUUUCUCAUUUAUUUAUAUUUAGCUUUCCUUUUUAUAACGUAACUGCUUGUUUUCUUUGUUCGUUUUUUCUUUCUUAUUCACAUAUUUUAAUUUAUUCAUUUCAUUUCUUUUUUUCGAACGUGGCGACAUUCUUUCAUUCUUUCUUUCAUUCUUUCUUUCUUUCCUUAUUUUUUCUUUCUUUCAUUCUUUCUUUCAUUCUUUCUUUCUUUCAUUAUUUUUUCUUUCUUUCAUUCUUUCUUUCAUUCUUUCUUUCUUUCAUUAUUUUUUCUUUCUUUCAUUCUUUCUUUCAUUCUUUCUUUCUUUCAUUAUUUUUUCUUUCAUUAUUUCUUUCUUAUUCUCAUAAUUUUAUUUCGUUUUUCUUUUUACAAUGUACCUGCUUUCAUUUUUAUUUUUCAACGUGUCCACUUCCUUUCUAUUUUCUUUCAUUCUUUCGUUCUUUCUCUUUCAUUCACAUAAUUCCAUUUUGCUUUCUUUUUUGUAAUGAACCCUUUUAUCUUUACAUUAUUUGUUCUUUCUUUCUCUUCAUAUAUUUUUCUUUUUUCAUUCUUCGAGGAAUUUUCUUGUUUAUCUCUUUCCUUUUUCAUAUAAUUUGCUCUUUUCUUAUUUCUUUUUUAUUUUCUUUUUUCUCUGUAUUUCUUCAUUACUUUAAUAAAAUGUCGUCUGACCUUUCUCACUUCAUUGUAGUGUUCGGCGAUAGGAAAAUGCGUGAUCUCUCUUUAGUGGUCGGCACCGGAAGCUAUCGAUUCCUUCACAAACGCGCCAAACCCAAAGGUGACCAUUCGUUUGUUUGUUUGUUUUUCUUUCUUUCUUUUCUAUCUAUCUAUCUAUCUAUCACAUCCAUUUCUUUCUUUCUAUCUAUCUAUCUAUCUAUCUAUCUAUCUAUCUAUCUAUCUAUCUAUCUAUCUCAGACUUUUACAAUCUAUCUAUCUAUCUAUCUAUCUAUCUAUCUAUCUAUCUAUCUAUCUAUCUAUCUAAUGAAAUACGAUAUCUCUUAA
Messenger RNA from Acanthosepion pharaonis, 2898 nucleotides. NCBI's taxonomy places the organism in Eukaryota, Metazoa, Mollusca, Cephalopoda, Sepiida, Sepiidae. The record is from the annotation of a GenBank genome assembly.